Molecule: messenger RNA, 1170 nt
Organism: Lactuca virosa
Lineage: Eukaryota; Viridiplantae; Streptophyta; Magnoliopsida; Asterales; Asteraceae
Source: the annotation of a GenBank genome assembly
AUGUCAAACCCACCUCCUUCUGGGCCUAUUCCUCUUCAUCUAGUCUCAAAUGUUGAUGACCCAAUCCGCAUGUCUGAUCCUGCUGUUUUAAAUAAUGAAGCGGUACCCCACGUUUCUCCUUUAAAACUUGAUUUCAUUAAUAACCUUGAAACAUCGGAUGAUGAUGUUUUAAUUAUCCCAUCGGAUAUCAUUUCAAAGGGAAGCAUUCCUUUUGAACGUACUUUAUAUGGUUAUUUUGUGGGUAAAAGAUUUGCCUUUCCGCUUGUCAAAGAUCGGCUCCAAGACAUUUGGAAGGAACAUGGGAUAUGUGACAUUUUUAUCAAUAAUGAUGACAUGUUCUUUUUUAAAUUUGACAACGACAAGGGUAUGAAUUACGUCCUCCAAAAGGGAAUUUGGAAGAUUAAUGGUAUCCCGCUUUUUCUAAGGAAAUGGGACCCGAAUGUUUUCAUUGAAAAACCAACUCAUGAUCGGGUUCUUGUGUGGGUUAACAUUUUUGGCAUCCCUCUCCAACUUUUUAAUAAGGAUGGCUUGAGUCUUAUUGCUAGCAAACUUGGAAAGCCUUUGGAGGUGGAUUCUUAUAGAACUACCAUGUGUGAGCAGGCUACAGGUAGAGCGGUUUAUGCUCGUAUCCUCAUUGAGAUGUCGGCUAAUGCCCCUUGGGCUAAAGAAAUAAAAAUCAAAGCAUUUACGGCUAAAAGUGCAACAUCUACUUCCCUCCGAGUGGAGUAUUCUUGGAUCCCGAAGAGAUGUGACCAUUGCAAAAUCUUUGGUCAUGACCAUGCCACUUGCCCCACUCACAUGACUAGCACCCCCGUCCAAAAGACGACUACGUCCAUACCUAAAGAAGUUGACAAAGAAGGUUUUCAAACGGUUAAAAGAAGAACGCGAGCAAUUCCUAUUCCUAAAAAGAAGGUUCAAGUCGACAAUCGCAAAGGUAAAGGGCCUGCACUAAAGAUCACUCAAGCCUACAAGCCAAUCUCUCGUGAUCCGAAGAAAAAGAAUAUGUCUUCCAACAUGUUUGAUGCCCUCUCGCAUCAAAGAAUUGGCGACACUGAAGUUGAUUCUAGCAUCCCUCCUGUCAUCCUUCCCAGAGAUACAUUCCCAACUUCCGAUACUCAUGAGAGCUCCUCUCACGGUGGCCAUAUCUCUAUUCCAGUUGACCAGGAUUGA